Mauremys mutica (yellowpond turtle) is the source of this 2682-nucleotide messenger RNA. Its product is annotated as E3 ubiquitin-protein ligase TRIM39-like. The coding region runs from base 132 to 887 and encodes 251 amino acids. The record is from RefSeq and is a predicted model, not a curated record. The transcript is spliced from 6 exons. Lineage: Eukaryota; Metazoa; Chordata; Testudines; Geoemydidae. Gene Ontology annotation, molecular function: zinc ion binding; protein binding.
AGGACGUCAGAAGCACCUUGAGCAUGUACGAGGCUCCUUCUCACUCCCCCUCAUUCUCCACGGUUCUGGAAGGAGCUUGGACACUAGGGGCCAGAUUUACAAAGGACAUCUCAAGUGCCUGGAGCGAGUAAAUGGCUCCUUCUCACUCUGCCUCCUUCUUGUCGACUCUGGAAGGGGUUUGGACAGCAGGGGCCAAAUUUGUAAAGGACGUCAAAAGCACCUUGAGCGGAGGCAGACAGAGGACAUUUGAGAAUCCAGUGAGUCUUUCUCCUGAAUUUAAAUGGGGCAGCUGGGAUUUCUCUGAAAAGACCAGAAUUCUGCACAACAUUCUGAAGAACUUCAAAGAGACUCUGGUGUCAGAAUGGAGGCUGGACAAAGAAAAUGUGACGCUGGAUCCAGAGACGGGAAAUCCCUGGCUCAUCAUGUCUGAGGAUCAGAAAAGCAUGAGAUGGCAGAAUCCAUACAACAAUUUCAGAGUAGAAGAUGUAUCGUUUCUCCCUGCCCUGGGCUGUGAGGCAUUCACCUCGGGCAGACAUUACUGGGAGGUGGAGUUGAAGGGGGAGGGGAACAUGCGUCUAGGGGUCGCCAGAGAGUCCGUGAAGAGAAUGGGAAAGGUCAGCUGGAAGCCCAAAGCGGGGGUCUGGGCUAUAGAGCAGUUGGGACCCUAUUACCAAGCCUACACCUCCCCUAUUACCAACUUGUCCCUGAGUCGGAGCCCCAGAAAGAUCGGGGUCUACCUGGACUAUGAAGGAGGGCAGGUGACAUUUUAUGAUGCUGAUACCAAGGCCCUGAUCUUUGCGUUCCCACCAGCCUCUUUCACUGGGCAAAGAAUUCGUCCUGUCUUCUUUCUUUUUGGUGUAAACUCCCAGCUCAGACUGUGUCCCUGAGAUGUCCAGAGUUUGGGGGAGGAUAUCAGAAUACCCCAUCAGCACCUAUGAAACGAGCUUCUCUAAUCUCUGCCCUUUCUGAUCCUGAACGAUUCCCAUGUUCCUGUGGAGACAUCGAAACUGCAGACAGGCCAGGAAAGUCCCUGCCAGUGUAACCCACUGAUCAGUACAUGUCACAUGCCCCCCUCUUGGUCAGAGCUGCAGAGGAUGUGACUCUGUUACAGUGGCUGGCUGUAGAGGCUGGCUGCUUAGCUCAUACUGCAGUGACUCAGGUAUCUGAGUUUCGAGAGUCCUGGUUCAAUGCCCAGUGUGCUGGCCAAGAUGGUGGUUAUUAUACCGAUAUUGCAGCAGGCCUCUCCUGUCUGUCUCUGGUGUUCAGUGGGACCAUGGCAGACUGCCAGAGAGUGAGGGGGAAGCUGCUUACAUAGCUGUAGGGGGAAUCCCCAGGGCUCAGGCCCCUCAUCCAGAGGCCUGUCUUGUUCCAGGGAAGAAACCAACUCUCACUUUCCCCAAUAAAUGUUGAAUCCAUUGUAACAGUGACAUGGGCCCAGGUCCUCAAAGGUACGUAGGUGCCUACCUACUAUUCUAUUGCAGUGGGAGGUGCCUAAAUACCUUUGAGGAUCUGGGGCCUAGUGCUUCAUCUCUGAUUCUGGAGACUAAAAUACUCUGCUGCACAAACAGAUCAAAAUCAGCCCCCAGAAUUGGGGCUGGAAUUAUUUUAGCUCCCAUUAGGCAUCUAAAUGAGGCCAGAUUUUCAAAAGAGUUUAGCCAGAAGUUUCCACCUCCCAGCAGGUCUCAUUGAGAACUAACUGGCUGCUUCAUUGGGUGCUAAAUGGGAGAAGAGCUGUUUGGAAAAGCCAGCUCCAGUUGUGGUGGCUGAGGCCUGUAAAAUCUGGUCCGCUGUGACUUGUAUCUAGAGCUGGAUGAAACAUGUCAAAAGAGAAUGGUCAGGCCUCCCUGCUGCCAUGCUGGUGUCCAGUCUGUUCCGGGGGACACAGUGCAGACUGCUCUCAUGCAGACCUUACCGUUCUGCCUUCUUGUUUCACUGGGGUCUCAAAUAAAGUCAAUUUGACUGAAAAUACAGGGUUGCUUCUUACGUAUGGAAAAAUCUAAAACCCACAAGGAGGGAUUUGUAAAACAACACUGAAGACUCAAAGAAAAUCUUGAGCUUUUUCUGUUGUGACUGUCUGGUUCAGAGCCCUGGAGCAGGGCUGCUCACCGGCCUAGGAGGUGCCUAGCAAUGGGAGCGACUGGGAUUCUUCUUCCAAGGUUCUCACAAACUGGGAGGGUGAGGGAGACAACGCAGCUUACAUGAUGAUCUGUUCAGCAGAAAUGGAUGCAAGAACUUCCAUCCUGCUAUGAACCAGGCUGAGAUCCCAGCACAUUCCAUAGGGGCUCCUGAGUAGCCGCCACAUGGACUUUCAGCUGUUCCCCACAUAGGUUACUAACCUGAAACAGAUAAAAUGAAGUUUGUGGGGCUGUUAGGAAUUGCGUGGGGCUUGUUGUACUUUGACAAUUACAACACUGCUUGCUAAUACACCUAUUUGGCUGUUUCAUCUGUACUUUUCUAAUUAUUGCACUGUGUUUGUCACUGAGCCCAUAAGUUCCAUUGCUCUGUGCAAUAAUGAGUAGUGCUUAGCAUUCUAUUUCACAUGUUAUGAAAUAACAAAGACAACAUUAUUCUCUCAGACAUAGACUUUUAUUGUGUAUCAAAACCAGUGCAUAGAAGCUAUGUGCAAUUACAGAACAAAUGCAAUAAAAAACUUCUGAAAUAAAUUAAAGGAGAAGAAUUAAA